Laccaria bicolor S238N-H82 is the source of this 3801-nucleotide messenger RNA. RefSeq lists its product as uncharacterized. NCBI's taxonomy places the organism in Eukaryota, Fungi, Basidiomycota, Agaricomycetes, Agaricales, Hydnangiaceae. The coding region runs from base 1 to 3801 and encodes 1266 amino acids. The record is from RefSeq and is a predicted model, not a curated record. The transcript has 6 exons.
AUGCAUUCAGCUCAUGCUAGUUCCCGGAGGUCUGCCCGUCCCAAAGAUUGCAUUUGCAAGUGCCGUUCGCACUGUACCAUCUACAAUUUAUCAACAGGAGUUUACGAAGGGGGGGGUAACUGGUUGAGUCGCAGUACUCGUGAUCAACAUAGUCGAGAUGAUCGGAGGCUAGAGAGAGCUGGUCUCACCACUGGUGUUGACGCUCAACAUGUUUCUACCCCUGGCCAACAGAUUUCAAAUGGGAUUCAGCUAAUCAGAGAGGAGUUGGAUCUUCGUUGCCAGCUCCCCGUCUCUAGCCCUCUGACUCCAUUCACUUUCGCCAAUGAUCCCCUCACUCACGGAGACUAUAUCUUUCCAGCUGAAGCAGAUAUAUUACGACCCAACUCAGGUGUACAUGCACUUAGGCCUGAUUGCUAUGCCAACGGCGCUUUCCUCGAGACGGAACUUCGCUUUUGUGAGCUUCUCGCCAGGCUAACCAACAUGGAAUCCACAGAGGAGACAGAUAUGCUCACUGAUCAUCUACGUGAUGAACUGUGGCGAAUGCAUCGAGAGAAAGAGCUUCAAUGGGUUCAACAGCGGUCGCCCCUUGUGAAUGACAAAGUUGUCAUCAACACAGAGAUCCAUUUUUAUGAAUACGGCCCAAAGAAUCCUGUAUUGAAGGCAGCAUCGCUCGUAUCUCUCGCACUACAAUAUAUCUAUUUCACACCUCGGAGAGCUGUACGAGUUUAUCUGGGGGGGUUGAAAGAUAUUCUCAGAUCCACGGGAACCCAUCCCUCGUUAAUUCGGGAAAUUCUUAAAGAUCCUCAUACAGCUUCUUCCCAAUUUCGUUUGGAAGGCGUUACCCAUCAGUACAUCGCUUGCUCUUCAUGUCAUUCACUGUAUCCUCUCAAACCGGGUGACAGUCCUGUUAACAUCAGUCAACUUGCUCUUCCCCGUUGCCCUUUCAAAAAGACGCCGUCCAGCUCGCUUUGCAAUACACCUUUGUGGACGCAACACAAAGUUGGACCGGAUCAAAUACGUUUCAAGCCUUGCAAAAGAUAUCUUCACCAAGAUUUGAAGGCGUGGCUUGGUCGUCUUCUAUCACGGAAAGGAAUUGAGGAGAUUUUAGAUCGACCACUGCGUACUCCUCCCGCAGAUCUGGAUUCACCUAUCGAUGACAUUUGGCUCUCACCUGUCUUUCGUGAUUUGAAAGAUUCUUCAGGUCAACCCUUUCUUUCUGGUCCUGUGGGUGAGGGACGUCUAGUGUUCAGCUUCGCUAUGGACAGUUUCGAUCCAUUUGGUAUGAAGACUGCUAAGCAAAGUGCCUCAUCCACCGGAAUGUGGCUUGUCUGUUUGAACUUUCCAGAAGAGACGCGCUACCUUCAAGAGAACUUGUUCUUUGCCGGUGUAAUUCAGGGACCAGAUAAACCUUCAAAUGAACAAACAAAUCAUUACAUACAACUGAUUGUUAAUGAUUUGCUUGACUUUUGGGAUCCUGGAGUAUUCUUCUCCCGAACAUAUCGAUACCGGCUUGGACGACUCUUCAAAGCAAUGCUUGUGCCUGUCGUGGCAGACAUGUUGGCUCUUCGGCAAAUCAUUGGAAGCGCAGGUUCUACAACAGCCCACUACUUCUGCACGUUUUGUGAUCUCGAUUAUGAUGACAUAGAGGUUUUUGAUCGGAGCGAGUGGCCUGCAAAAGACGCAGAUCACAUACGCCAUUUUGCAAGACUGUGGAAGGACGCGGCUAGCGAGCGCCAUCAAGAAGAUAUAUUCAAAGCAUGUGGCGUGCGAUGGUCCGCUCUUUUCGAUCUUCCUUAUUGGCGGCCAAUAAUAUACUCCAUCAUCGAGUCCAUGCAUGUUUUGGACUUGAAUAUCUCCCAGCAGCAUAUCCGCAAUAAUUUUCAAGUCAAUCUCGCUGCCAAGGGUGGGGAUGGCACUACAAUCACAGCUCUUCCUGUAAAACGGAAACGCGUCAGUUCAAAAGUAGACCAAGCCUCCCUCUCUGCUUGCAUAGAGGCUGUGAAAAAGAAUGAUCCAGACCUCCUUUACCAGCUUCUCAGAUUCAACCGCAAAGUCUUGUUUACUUUCUGCGACGACAACAAAAUCAAAGGAGAGAAUCACAAUCUGUUGGUUGGAACACGAUGGGUCCUGGCAAACAAUAUUGAGCUUUGGAAUAGUGAAAAUCCCGGUGUACGGGCAUUCUUGUUUGAUCGGACUUCCGAAGAUGUAGACAUGACAAUCUACUCAGAUGAUGAAGACGAUUCAUCAUCUGAGGGUGGGGAUGCUAGUCUCGAUACACAGCCUAUGGGUGAAACUGCCGGUCACGCUGCUUCUGCGGAUGUUGACGCGAAAUUGGCACGCAUCAUCCAGCACAUUAUAGACAAGACGGAUGCACAAGAAUCAAGGCGAAAGGCGUACCAGCAAGGCAAUACCUCAAUAUUCAUCAAUCUCUGUGAUAUCAUAGGUGUCGACUACAGCCAUAUCGAUCUAAGUAAAAGAGCAGCAAAAUCUACUGUAUGGGACAUUCUCAUCAAUGCUGUCAACGGAGACCCAAGGAACAUCACAAAUCUCCAGUCAUUCAUUCCUGAGAAGAGUUCUGGUGAACGAGCUUUGCUUGGUAAAGAUGUCAUGGAAGCUAUCUGGGAAGAUAUGUCAUUUACUCAACUACCCUCUUGGAUUGGUUCUGUUCCUCGCAACUGGGGAACGACCAAAAGGGGUAAGCUUAGUGCAGACAACUGGAGGGUCAUUACUACCAUCCACCUCCCAAUUACCCUCAUCCGGCUCUGGGGUCAAGACAAUGGACGUAAAAAGGAACUGCUCGACAACUUUAUGGACCUUGUUUGUGCGGUGCGAAUUGCAAAUAUGCGCGUCUCUUCAAAAGAUCAAAUCAAAGCAUACAACCAUCAUAUAGCUCGCUACACGAGUGGUUUACCCAGAUUGUAUCCGGAUCAGAAAAUCAAACCAGUCCAUCACGCAGCUCUUCAUCUUGGAGACUUAUUAGAACUGUUCGGACCCGUUCAUUCACGAAGUGCUCCAUUUUAUGAGCGAUACAUCAACUUUUUACACCGAGUGAACACCAACCAAAAAAUAGGCGAUUUGGAGGAAACAUUCUUGAAGACGUCUAUCCGUACAUCCAAUCUUUGCGCCAUUCUCGCUGAUGAUGAGAAAGUGCGCCAACUCGUUAAUGAAAUGAUAUCGAGCCUAGAUGCCAUCGCCAAAGAAGACGUUCGAGGGUCUCGGCUUGCGGCUAUGUUGGACCCUACUCUGUCAGGGCACACGACUGAUGCAGAUUCGAUACCUUUCACGCUGGGCGAAUCAGCUUACCAACUUCUUUGUGAAAUCAUUCUUAGGCAUCGCAACGGCGACUUGGUCAAACCUACUCACCAAGCGAUAUACCUCAAACAAGUUUCUAUUCAUGGGGUCUCCUACGCCACCUGCUCAUCCCGUGCUUUUCGAAAUAGCACCGUAAUGUUUCGAUUGCAUGUUGUCUCACCGUACACACCAGAACUCCAUAAAGCAGGGGUGAUUGAUGCAAUAUUCAAACAUUCACAUGGUGGAGUUGAAAGCUUCUAUCUGAUUGUGCGAGAAUAUCUCCCCUUGGAUCCUACCAGUGGAUGCGUGGAUCCUUUCCGGCAGUAUGGGUUUGCAGGAGGUUAUCUUUGUAAUCGACAGCCGACAAGUCUGCAUGUCCUCGAGCUCAACCAGGUGAUUUCGCACUUCGCCCUAACAAAGAUGCGACAGGAGGGAUAUCAACAUCUCAUCCAUGUUCUGCCAGUAGAUCGUUGCAUGUUAGCAUUUUCUGUUGAAAACACAUCAAUGUAG